Stereum hirsutum FP-91666 SS1 is the source of this 861-nucleotide messenger RNA. Its product is annotated as ribosomal protein S5 domain 2-like protein. The record is from RefSeq and is a predicted model, not a curated record. Gene Ontology annotation, biological process: exonucleolytic trimming to generate mature 3'-end of 5.8S rRNA from tricistronic rRNA transcript (SSU-rRNA, 5.8S rRNA, LSU-rRNA); nuclear polyadenylation-dependent rRNA catabolic process; U4 snRNA 3'-end processing. NCBI's taxonomy places the organism in Eukaryota, Fungi, Basidiomycota, Agaricomycetes, Russulales, Stereaceae. The transcript has 5 exons. Gene Ontology annotation, cellular component: cytoplasmic exosome (RNase complex); nuclear exosome (RNase complex). The coding region runs from base 1 to 861 and encodes 286 amino acids.
AUGCGUCCCCCCUCGCCCUCCCUCCCCGAAAAAGAAUUCCUCAUCCACGCGCUCGAACAGAAUCUACGUCUCGAUGGCCGUGCGGCGCUCGAGAUGCGCCUGCCGGAAUUGAUUUUUGGGGAUGAGUUGGGGUGUGUGGAGUGUGUUUUUGGGAAGACGAGAGUGCUGGCCCAAGUCGACGCAAAGAUGAUACGUCCGACGCCGGAACGCCCGUACGAAGGUCAGAUACUCAUUCAUUCUGAGAUAUCGCCUAUGGCGUCUAGUGAAUAUGAGCCCGGUCGACCUUCAGACGAAGAGGUCGCGCUUUCGCGCAUGUUGGAUAAAGUCCUGCGACGGAGCGAUGCGGUGGAUAAGGAGGGGCUAUGUAUAUUGGCCGGGCAACGGGUGUGGCAACUCCGAAUAACGAUCCAUUGUCUGGCCGAUGCGGGAAAUCUACUCGAUUGUGCUUGUCUUGCGGGUAUCGCUGCACUAAAACAUUUCCGUCGACCGGAGGUCGAGGUCGUCGGGGAUGAAGUGACCGUCCACCCCCCCUCCUCCCGCGCCCCCGUCCCCCUCUCACUCCACCACACCCCCUUCUGCAUCACCUUCGCCUACUUCCCCUCUCCCUCGCACCCCCACACACCCACCUGCCUCCUCGACCCCUCGCAUCUUGAACAACGUCUCUCCACCGGCACGCUCUCGCUCGCACUGAACGCGCAGAGGGAGUUGUGCGUGGUGCAUAAGGCGGGGGGACUGCCGCUCGCGCCGGAGGAGGUGUUGAGGGCGGUGGAGGUGGCGGUGGGGAAGGCGAGGGAGUUGGAGAAGUUUUUGGAGGGGCGGUUGAGGGAGGAUUGGAAGGGGAGGAAUGUGGAGGUUAGGUAG